AUGCGUGCACCGUUUCCUGAACCCCAGCCUGGAGACCUGAUUGAGAUUUUCCGCCCUUUCUAUAGACACUGGGCCGUCUACAUUGGCAACGGAUAUGUGGUCCAUCUGGCUCCGCCAAGCGAAAUCCCAGGAGCUGGUGUGGCCAGUGUCAUGUCUGCACUGACCGACAAGGCCUUCGUGAAGAAGGAGCGGCUGUGUGACGUGGUCGGGAGAGACCGGUACCACGUCAACAACAAGCAUGAUGGCAGAUACUCACCAUUGCCUCCCAGCAAAAUCGUCCAGCGGGCAGAGGAGCUGGUGGGCCAGGAGGUUCUCUACAAGCUGACCAGCGAGAACUGCGAGCACUUCGUCAAUGAGCUGCGCUACGGGGUUCCCCGCAGCGACCAGGUCAGGGAUGCCAUCAUGGCAGUUGGCAUCGCGGGAGUGGGCCUUGCAGCCAUGGGCCUCAUUGGAGUCAUGUUCUCAAGAAACAAGAAACAAAAGCAGUGA
Molecule: messenger RNA, 489 nt
Organism: Rangifer tarandus platyrhynchus (Svalbard reindeer)
Lineage: Eukaryota; Metazoa; Chordata; Mammalia; Artiodactyla; Cervidae
Source: the annotation of a GenBank genome assembly